AUGGCCGUCUUCUCCUUCUACAUAUUCGACCGGCACACCGAAUGCAUAUACACCAAGUCAUGGCUCCCUGCCCAACGGCCCUCCUCGCGCACCGCCAACAGUGCCUCCGACGACGCUAAGCUCAUCUUCGGAACCGUCUUCUCCCUGCGCAACAUGGUCCGCAAGCUCGGCGGCGACGACGACGCCUUCAUCACCUACCGCACCGGCCAGUACAAGCUUCACUACUACGAGACACCCGCCAAUUUGCGCUUCGUCAUGCUGACCGACACCGGAUCGCCGAGCAUGCGCAACGUGCUGCACCAGAUAUAUAUCAACCUCUGGGUCGAGUACGUUGUCAAGAAUCCGCUGGCCCCUGUUGAACACAAAGGCGGCGAGGGGGUCAACAAUGAGCUGUUUGAGAUGGGCUUGGACCAGUUUGUUCGUGGUUUGAUGUGA
This is a messenger RNA of Metarhizium album ARSEF 1941, 435 nucleotides long. RefSeq names its product Sybindin-like protein. Lineage: Eukaryota; Fungi; Ascomycota; Sordariomycetes; Hypocreales; Clavicipitaceae. The transcript has 3 exons. The record is from RefSeq and is a predicted model, not a curated record. Gene Ontology annotation, biological process: endoplasmic reticulum to Golgi vesicle-mediated transport. Gene Ontology annotation, cellular component: TRAPP complex. Bases 1 to 435 code for a protein of 144 amino acids.